CGGGCCGGCAGGGCCCGGAGUUCGGGCAGGGGCCCGUCAAGAUGCGCCUACGACGGCCUUGUUGCCAGGCGAUGAGGGACCCUCCCCGCUGUAGAAUGGUGGUUCGGACGCUGCUCUGGCUGUGACCUUUUGGCUCCUCCCGUUAUUCCCGGCCCGGCCGAGUGGUCUGGGGGCGGGGCCCGUGAGCGGCCGGAACCGGAAGCUGGCCGGGCGGGGGGUGUUGCGGGGGCGCGCUCCGGGUCGCUCCCCUGGCUGCUGGUGGGUUCCGGCGGUGGGAUGCGGCUGGCGGCGGGCGCGCUGCGGGCCUGGCGGCAGCGCUUCGAUUUCGGCGGCCGGGACGUGGCCGCCUGGUUCCCCGGACACAUGGCCAAAGGCCUGCGGCAGAUGAAGGAGUCGCUGCGGAAGGUGGACUGCCUCAUCGAGGUGCACGAUGCCCGAAUUCCAUUCUCAGGCCGGAACCCGGCCUUCCAGGAGUCCCUGGGAAUCAGACCUCACCUGCUUGUACUGAACAAAAUGGACCUGGCUGAUCUGACUCACAAAGCAAAAAUUCUGGAGCGCUUGGAGCAGGAAGGGCUCAAAAACGUCCUCUUCACAAACUGCGUAAAAGAUGAAAAUGUCAAGAAGGUCAUCCCUCUCAUCACGGAUCUGGUCAGCAGCAGCCAGCGCUACCAGAGAGCUGAGAACGUGGAGUACUGCAUCAUGGUGAUCGGAGUGCCCAACGUGGGGAAAUCCUCCCUUAUCAACUCCAUGCGAAGGCUGCACCUCAAAAAGGGGAAAGCGUCCCGUGUGGGUGGCGAGCCGGGGAUCACCAAGGCCGUGCUUACCAGAAUCCAGGUCUCCGAGAGGCCCCUUAUGUAUCUGCUGGACACGCCUGGAGUGCUGGCUCCAAGAAUAGAGAGCGUGGAGGCGGGCAUGAAGCUGGCCCUGUGUGGGGCCAUCCGGGACCACCUGGUGGGCGAGGGCAUCAUGGCCGACUACCUGCUGUACACCCUGAACAAGCAGCAACAGUUUAGCUAUGUGGAGCGCUACGGGCUGGGCGAGCCCAGCGACGACAUCGAGAGUGUGCUCAAGCGGGUGGCACUGAAACUGGGCAAGACGCACAAAGUGAAGGUGCUCACAGGGACAGGGGACGUGAACGUGAUCGCGCCCGACUACCCUGCAGCCGCCUAUGAGCUCCUGCGCACCUUCCGCAAGGGGGAGCUGGGCCAGGUGCUGCUGGACUGAGCCCUGCCCAGCCCUCACGCCUGGCUCGAGCUCAGCUGCCACCCUCUUGCCCAGGCUGAUCAUGGCAUGGAGGUGGCUCAUGGGCAAAGCAGGAUGUGGUGGGCCCAAGCUGUUUCCCUCCUCCUGCCCCAUGCACAUGCAGCUCUGGGGUCAGUAUGGCUGUGGCCAGGAGAGCAGCCCUCAUGUGGGUCUGUAUUUGGCUUCCCAGCCAGGGCCAGGGCCCCUGUCAUCACUUGAGUAGGCUCUGUCUGCCCAUCAUCCCAAGGGUGAAGUGCUGUGAACAGACCCGAGCCCAGGGACUCCCCCAUCCUCUCUUGGGGGUUCUUGGGGCAGUUCAGGGCCCUGCCUUUCCCCUGCGUAGGUUCAUGCUCCUUUGGGCUAUUGCCCCGGUGGGCAGAGCCAGCCUCUGUGUCUCCUGGAAGAGCAGAGCAGCCCUGCCAGGGACCCCUUCAACAAGACGUGCUUCCGCUGUCCCACAGCAUGGACCAAAGGGCUCCAGCUGUGUGCGGGCAAACCCUCGUCUGCUCUGUCACUGCCACAGCUGUCAGCCCACUGGUCUGUAGUGGCCAGCAAGCCCCAGUGCUGGGCCUGGAUCGUGAGGGCAGGUGCAGUGUGUGGUGGCAGCUUUGUUUAAAAUAAAAACUGGGGCACAUGUAGUGAAAUCCAAGCCCUGUGCUGCUAGGAUUUAAUGGUCAUUAAAUUCAGUUCCACCCUGUCA
This is a messenger RNA of Mauremys reevesii (Reeves's turtle), 1942 nucleotides long. RefSeq names its product mitochondrial ribosome associated GTPase 1 (gene MTG1). Lineage: Eukaryota; Metazoa; Chordata; Testudines; Geoemydidae. The transcript has 11 exons. Gene Ontology annotation, molecular function: GTP binding; GTPase activity. Bases 277 to 1224 code for a protein of 315 amino acids. The record is from RefSeq and is a predicted model, not a curated record. Gene Ontology annotation, cellular component: mitochondrion.